Molecule: messenger RNA, 425 nt
Organism: Aspergillus novofumigatus IBT 16806
Lineage: Eukaryota; Fungi; Ascomycota; Eurotiomycetes; Eurotiales; Aspergillaceae
Exons: 1
Coding region: 123-392 (89 amino acids)
Source: RefSeq, a predicted model, not a curated record
GUAGAGCGACUAGCAAGAAGGCAAGACUUCGGCAGCACGUCACAUCGCAGUUCACAAUCCUCGUUCAAUCCAACUUAUGACCUGAUUUGCCUCGCUCCCAUCAACUUACCUUGGUAUCCCCUAUGAGGCGAUGUCUUCUGAUCAUAUUGUUGUCAGGUGGCGCUGACAGCGGAACACCUUCCAAGCAAAUCCUCAUCAACAGGCGACACUGUUCCAUAGAAUUUCACCGCCUACAUCAUCUCAACGGAGGACCGUCCCAUUGUCGAAUUUCAGACAUCGCCACAGAAGACCUCAUCCACCUUGCGAUCCUAGGCUUGGAGGAACGCCGAGCCUUGGUUGAGAGAGAAAGGUCGAAACCUCGGCUCAAGCGUCGGCCAAGGCUUCCAAAUUAAUACCAGCAAAUGAAGCCAAGGAACAGCUCUGUU